Molecule: messenger RNA, 1524 nt
Organism: Caenorhabditis remanei
Lineage: Eukaryota; Metazoa; Nematoda; Chromadorea; Rhabditida; Rhabditidae
Exons: 7
Coding region: 1-1524 (507 amino acids)
Biological process (GO): regulation of DNA-templated transcription
Cellular component (GO): nucleus
Source: RefSeq, a predicted model, not a curated record
AUGUCCCCACCCGCCGCCAACACUUCCUUCUCAACACAACCUCAAAAAACUGAUUAUCUGAAAGUGGUGAGAUGCGGAAAGGCGAAAGAGAAACGACUCGGCUCAUCGUAUUCGUGGGAAACCCAUUUGAGAGCAUUCGAAGACGGAUCGAAGAGGGAAAAGUAUAUUCCGGUGGAGGCGUUCAACACGAAUACCAAUAUCGAUUUUAAUGAUAUUCUGAAAGAGGGACUUAUUUUCGAAUGCAUAAACCACGACUACGAUAAAGUGACAGACGGUGUCCAAUGUCGCUGGUUCGCCCGCGUUGAGAAAGUGUGCGGCUAUCGAGUAUUGGCUCAAUUCAUCGCCAGUGAGAAGAAGUUUUGGAUUAAUAUGCUCACUGAAGAGAUUCAUAAUAUGGCAAACGCUGCUUUAAAAGAUCCAAAAAUGGCGGCGGUCACGUAUGUUCCGCCGUUUCACGUUGCCAAGGAAUAUGAAAACGAUAUGCAGAAUUUCAUUAGGAACGCCCUGGAGUGUGAAGUAUACGGUCAGAAUACUCUCAGCGAUGAUCACGACGAGACUCUGAAUCGUCUUCACGAUUCUCGAUUCCACGUCGGUCAACGUCUGGAACUUUUGAAUUACGCGAAUUCUUUGGAGAUACGGGUCGCCCGAAUCCAAGAGAUCACUGGUCGCCGUAUUAGUGUUCUGGUAUCCGACGAAGAUUCUCCAGUACCGUUGGACGGAGAAUCCGAUCGUCAAUCUCAGAGUAAUGAAUCACAAUAUUGGAUCGACGAAGCGUCAUUCUUCAUAUUCCCAGUGGGAUUCGCCGCGGUCAACGGCUACAAAUUGUCGGCGAAAAAGGAUUAUAUCGAGCAUACGAAACGUAUCGCCGCCGAUCUGAAAGCGGGAAAACCGCCGAAAUUUUUGAAGGAAGACGUGACUUUCGACGAUUUACCGCAUGAAAAAGUGGACGAAGAGGCGUGGAGCCGACUUAAAGUUGGACAGAAAUUCGAGUUGAUCGAUCCGUUGGCUCAACAAUUCAAAUUGCUCCAUGUGGCGUCGAUUAUCAGUUUUUGCGAGACGGAUGGAUAUAUGAUAGUGGGAAUGGAUGGUCCGGAUCAGUUGGAUGAGAGUUUCCCGAUUCAUAUCAAUAAUACGUUCAUGUUUCCCGUUGGAUACGCGGAGAAAAAUGGAUUAGAAUUGGCGGAUCCUGAUAGUUUCGAGGGAACAUUCAAGUGGGAUGAGUAUUUGGAAAAGGAGAACGCCGAGAGAAUGCCGUUAGAAUUGUUUAGAACGGAGCCGAGUGAAGAGAGAUUGAAUAUGUUUCAGGUCGGAAUGCGUCUCGAAGCGGCCGAUAUGUGUGAGAAUCAGUUCAUUUGUCCGGCGACGAUCAAAGGAGUACACGGACGAAUUAUAAAUGUGAAUUUCGACGGAUGGGACGAGGAGUUUGACGAGCUUUACGAUAUUGACUCUCACGACAUCCUUCCAAUCGGAUGGUGCGAACUACACGGCUACAGUCUCCAACCGCCAAAACGACAGAAUUAUUGA